Acipenser ruthenus (sterlet) is the source of this 5738-nucleotide messenger RNA. RefSeq names its product dermatan-sulfate epimerase-like protein. Gene Ontology annotation, molecular function: chondroitin-glucuronate 5-epimerase activity; sulfotransferase activity. The coding region runs from base 940 to 4581 and encodes 1213 amino acids. The transcript has a single exon. NCBI's taxonomy places the organism in Eukaryota, Metazoa, Chordata, Actinopteri, Acipenseriformes, Acipenseridae. The record is from RefSeq and is a predicted model, not a curated record.
UAAAGUUGUAGAAUGGUAUGAAACCCUGUCGUAAAAUCAUUCUUAGCUGGAAUGUGAAAUGUGUGGAAACAGAGGAAGAUAUCGCCACUGUAGAUGUUCUGUUUUGUACAGAGUCUGCAGUGUUUUACCUCAGGAGAAAGCGUCGGAUCUCUGUGAUUGGAUUGGACACGACUUGACUGAUGUUUGUGCAGGAGGAAAUGUUUUACCAGGAGAGAUCAGAUCAAUAGUUUGUUGCUGGCUGGGAGAGAUGUGAGGAGAUGUUCCCCUUAUUUAUCCACGAACAACGAAGAAAGAAGUGGGGGCGUGAUUAUAAACUUUGGAAUAUACACAUGAAACGGAAUUGUGUUAUUAGCAAAAACGAACGGAAGUCUACAAAUUUUGGAACGGUUUUAAUUUUACUAUUUUCAGCCUGACCGUAGUUUCUACGAAUUAUGGUUAUUGUCAUCGCAUUACACCACGUUAGAAGGACUCAGAUUUCAUCUUUAUUUGCAAAAACGUAAGUCAUAAUACAAUUCUGUUACAAAUGCUGUUUUAUUCAUUUAUUGGUUUCACCGAGAGUCCAUAUUAAAAGGACAUUUAUUUGCAUAGGAGACCCGAUGACAUCCGAUUAAACACGUUAUUCUUACAGAAAUGUUAUUACCUGUGGUAGUUUUCAAAGACUGUCACUUAAUCACAUCGCUGUAUUAAUGCUUGUCAGUAACCAAUAUACCAACCAUGUCAUAACCAGACUGCUCCUGUUUACUUUAUUUAAAUGUUGCAGUGAGUCGACUACAGACAGUAGUUGUGCAUAUUAUCAUCGUUAUAAUCCUAAACAUCGGUGAUACACCUAGAAGAUAUUCACAGUAAAAUCGCUGUAGAGGUUUAUAAAUGGACAUUUACUUGGCGAUGUAGCUAAUCUAGGAUCAGAAAAAAACCAAAACAACUGUUUUGCGCAUCAUCAUGAUGGCUCCGUGCUGUAUGGGGAGGGCGGCAAUUUUGUUUUCACUUUUGGCACUGGGAGCUGCCUUUUCAGGAGUUUUCAAUUCUUCAUACAAGGAUGUAUUUACUGACUAUCUGGAUCAGUCACAACAACAAAAACUGAUUGACUAUAAUACAAACACACAACAGACCAGUGAUGUUUUAAACUUGCAUCCAAAUUUAUUUUUUGACGCAGGAGAAAUACAAGGCUUAAGGCACAAAUCUAGCACUACCCACAUACACAUUUUUAAAAUUAUCAGGAAUGCAGUGAUGACCAUGCUUUCCACGCCACAGCUGUAUCUUCCUCCAAUAAAGCAUGAAGACUUCAGUGCAAAGUGGAAUGAAAUAUAUGGGAACAAUUUGCCACCUCUUGCUUUUUAUUGCCUUCUUUGCCCAGAGGACACUGCUGCUUUUCAAUUUGCUAUGGAAUUUAUGGACAGAAUGGCAGCAUAUCCAGACUGGGGGGUCACUACUGCACCAAAUGAUGAGGUACCCAUCGCUCACUCUUUAACUGGAUUUGCAACAGCUUUUGAUUUUCUUUACGUCUCACUGAGCACUAGCCGUAAAGACAAGUAUCUAAAGAAAAUCAGGGCUGUAACGAAAGAGAUUUAUGAGUUUUCCAAAAUCCGAGGUUGGGGGAAACAGUUAUUGCAAAAUCACCAAGCCACCAAUAUUCUAGCAAUACUUACUGGUGCGUUAGUGACUGGAGUCCAUGAUGAUCCAGAGACAAUGAUUUGGAAACAAGUUGCUGUCAACUGUAUGGAAAAAACAAUGUUUCUGCUAAAUCAUGUUGUAGAUGGUUCUUUGGAUGAAGGGGUGGCCUAUGGUAGCUACACAGCAAAAUCAAUUACUCAGUAUGUAUUUCUAGCAAAGCGCCACUUUAGUAUAGACAACACAGAGAACAACUGGCUAAAACAACAUUUCUGGUUUUAUUAUGCCACCCUGCUGCCUGGAUUUCAAAGGACCAUUGGCAUAGCUGACUCUAACUACAACUGGUUUUAUGGUCCUGAAAGCCAGUUGGUUUUCUUGGACAGCUUUGUACUAAAAAAUGGUACUGGAAACUGGCUGGCACAGCAGAUCAGAAAGCAUCGACCUAAAGAUGGACCCAUGGGAGAGUCAUCAUCACACAGAUUAACCACUCUUCAUACUGAGUAUAUCUGGUACAAUGCACAGCUAACCCCACAGCACCCCUAUGGCUUUGGGACUUCUAAAAUGCAUAUUUUCUCUAACUGGGGGGUUGUAACUUAUGGAGCUGGAAUGCCAAAUGGUCAGGGGAAUACUUUUGUGUCUUUUAAGUCUGGAAAACUAGGAGGCCGUGCAAUCUAUGAUAUAGUUCACUUUAAACCAUAUUCAUGGAUUGAUGGAUGGAAAAGCUUUAACCCAGGACAUGAGCAACCAGAUCAAAAUUCAUUUACAUUUGCCCCCAAUGGCCAAGUUUUUGUAUCCGAGGCUCUUUAUGGACCAAAAUAUAGCUAUUUAAACAAUGUGUUACUGUUUGCCCCGUCCCCUACAAGCCAGUGCAAUGAGCCAUGGGAGGGGCAGCUUGGGGAGUGUGAAAAGUGGCUCAGAUGGAUGGAUGAUGAAGUUGGAGAGACAGCUGGAGAGGUUAUUGCAGCUUCUCACCACAAAGACAUGAUGUUUGUAAGUGGUGAAGCGGUAUCUGCAUACUCCUCAGCAAUGAAAUUAAAAAGUGUCUAUCGUGCUCUGCUUCUUCUAAACUCCCAGACACUACUCGUUGUAGAUCACAUUGAGAGGCAGAAGGAUUCUCCAGUUAACUUGGUCAGUGCCUUCUUUCAUAAUCUUGAUAUUGAUUUUAAAUAUGUUCCCUAUAGGUUUAUAGACAGAUACAACGGUGCCCUAAUGGAUGUAUGGGAUGCUCACUACAAAAUGUUUUGGUUUGAUCAUCAUGGCAAGAGCCCUGUUGCUAGGAUACAAGAAGCUGAGCAGGCUGCAGAAUUUAAGACGCGAUGGACUCAAUUUGUUAAUAUAACAUUUCAAAUGGAUAGCACAGUUACAAGAAUGGCCUAUAUAUUCCAUGGGCCUUAUGUUAAAUUAUCAAAUUGUAGAUUUAUUGAUGACAGCAAACAAGGGCUGAGGUUGGCUGUGAACAUUAACAAUACUGAGAAAAUUGUGUCAAUUGUGACAAACUAUCAAGACAUUAGCGCACGAUUAAGUUACCUUGGAUUUGGUGGUUAUGCCCAAGUAGAAGACAUACAUCAUGUUACAAGAUUUGGUUUAGGGACAGAUGUUGUGCUAAAGCAAAACACAGUUAAUACAACUACAUUCAAUUUUGGGUUUACAGUGAAUUUAAUUGCAGGAGUGAUCUUGUGUGUUGCCAUUGGAUUUAUGGCCUUACAACGUAAGUUUUAUAGUUGCUUCAGUAAAUUUUUUCGUUGUGCUCUAAUUACAGUUAUUAUCCUGUGGAUUACAGAACUGUUGUUUGUAUCAAAUAAUUGUAACCAACCCCUCUGUGGAGUGAAGUGGAUAAGGGCCUCAACAGAUACUGAUGCAAAGCAGUCUUAUUCACAGUUUUUCUAUUUGCCAACUGUUGUAAUUACAUCACUUCCUGGUUCUGGAGCAGAAAUUUUAAAGCAACUGUUUUACAACAGCUCUGAUUUUAUUUAUAUAAGAAUCCCUACUGAGCAUCUGGACAUUCCUGAGACAGAAUUUGAAUUUGACUCAUUUGUAGAUGCUUGUGAGUGGACAAAAUCUGAUGUUAAGAGUGGCCAUUUUAAAAUGAUACAGGGUUGGUUUCAUUCUAUUGUCCAUAACACAAAACUGCACCUGCAAAAUAUUCAGUUGAACGAGGUAAGCGGAAGUAGACUUUCUCAGAGAACCGCUGUUGUCAAAGAUAAGAGAAAAAAGAUAAGAAGAAAGGAGCCUUUGCUUGAACACAAAAGCAGGGGAAAAAGAAGCCUGGACAGGGAUGCUGAAUAUAUCAGAGAGCUGAGAAGGCAUCUUUCUGCUCAUCAAAGUGCGCGUGUUGUAGUUAGUUUAAGUAGUGGAAGCUGGACUUUAAAGCUUCCUUUUAUUCAGGAAGUUAUAGGACCCUCUACAAAGGCCUUAUAUGUUGUAAGAGACCCCCGUGCAUGGAUUUAUUUAAUGCUGUAUAACAGCAAACCCAGUCUUUAUUCUUUAAGAAAUAUUCCCCAACAUUUAUCUAUGGCCUUUAAAGAGGAAGACAACAAUGAAAAAUGCAAUUCUAAUUCAAGAUAUGCUCCUGAAUAUGAGUCGUUGCGCAGACUGCUAUCAGGCUCAGAAUCAAAUGCGGUUUCUUUGUUAGCUCACUUGUGGCUCGCUAACACAGCUGCAUCUCUUAGAAUAAACCAGGAUUUAUCAACCAUGAAUUAUCUCCUUUUAAAGUUUGAAGAUAUUGUUCAGUUUCCACAAGAAACAGCAGAGGCGAUUCAUGUUUUUCUGGGUAUCCCUUUAGCUCCUGCUCGUUUAAAUGAAAUCAUUUUUGCUACUUCAACAAACUUGUUCAACCUCCCAUAUGAAGGGGACAUAUCACCCACUAACAUAAACAUUUGGAAACAAAACAUGCGCAGAAAGGAUAUCAGAGUAAUUGAAGACAUAUGUUGGUCUGUUAUGAAUCAGUUGGGGUAUUCAAAGUUUACCAAUUAAAUGCUGCAGGUCAGCUGUCUUUUGCACUAAUAAACUUAAUUUAAGUAAAAUACAUCUAUAACCACUUGUUAAAGUGGAAUGGGAUAACAAACUUUUACUGAUGCUGAAAAACAGUUUGUUGGGUUCAUGUUUACUGUAUGUUAGUUGAUUAACUCCUGAUGUAAAGCAGUGUAUUGUGUAAGGGACAAGGUAAUAUUUUAUAUAAAAAUAAGAUUGGUUUUGGCAUAGGUUAGUCAUCUUAUUUAUGUCUUAAAGAGGGAAUAUGUUAAUAUGGUGCAUAUGGUUUUAAGUUUUAAUAACAUUAUUUUUAUUGUAAAGUUGGAAUGUGGUGUAAAAUGAUGCAUUUUUUAAAAGAUAUUUUAACAAGUGGUCAGAAAAUCAUAGCAGAGUAUCUAUAAAAAUGUUUGUAUGUGUUUUAGGGUCUGGUUACUGGUUAUUCUUUUACUUUGAAUAUUUUGGUAUUUAAUUUUAUUUUUUUUACAUUAUUCAGGGUAUGCAAAUAUUUCAAAUUAAACACUAGAUAUUAAACAUGUUGCAUCCCUGUACCUUUACUUUAGGUCACAUGGUCUGAAUUCUGCUAGACAGUAGGAGUGAGUUUGAACUACAAUAUAUGAAGCAAUUAGGUUCCACAGCAGCAACAUUUUAUCUAUAGCGUUGGCUUUGAAAUAUUUGCAUAUUCCUAAGCAAAAAAAGCAAAAUGUCUUGACGGGACCAGUGACACUUUUGCAGGGGUUGUCAACGUUUUUUGAAUCUGGACACACCUUCCAUACAAUAGCGAGAGUUAUAAAUCGCAUUAUCAGAAAUCAACCAAUCACAGUGAAGUAUUCACACAAAUUCCAUUACAUCUGAUACUGUGUACAGAUGUCAUUCCAAUAAUCUAAACAAAACAAAAAGACUUUUGUUUCUCAGAAGAAAAUAUUAUCAACAUUGUUAUAAUCUUAAAAACACAUGUUUCUCCAGCUUCACUUUUCAAUAGUCUCACCACAACACAGCACCUGUAGGCCUACACACAUUAUUCAGAGACUGUGACAGUUGAUUUUGGACUGAACCAUUAUUCAAAGGCUGUGGCAGUGAUUUGGACUGAACCAUUUCACCCCAGGGAAGGGGGAUAAAAGUUAUGUUUUACAAAAAUAAAACUAUUUUUUAUUUUAAAGCUA